AUGAACAAUUACAAUUUAUCACCAUCAAAAUCCCAAGAUAAAACCAAAAAAAACUCACUGGUCUCUGCAGCUGCUAGCCGUCCAUUCGAAAACACGGUCGCACUUCCAAACUCGUUUCCAGCACCUCCACCACCACCGGCACGUCUCGACGAUCCUCCGUUUCCAGACGAUCCACCGGACGCAGCGUUCCCCAUUUCUGUGGAUAAACUUAGUUAG
Molecule: messenger RNA, 216 nt
Organism: Caenorhabditis remanei
Lineage: Eukaryota; Metazoa; Nematoda; Chromadorea; Rhabditida; Rhabditidae
Exons: 1
Coding region: 1-216 (71 amino acids)
Source: RefSeq, a predicted model, not a curated record